This is a messenger RNA of Rodentolepis nana, 1017 nucleotides long. The record is from the annotation of a GenBank genome assembly. Lineage: Eukaryota; Metazoa; Platyhelminthes; Cestoda; Cyclophyllidea; Hymenolepididae.
AUGGAUUUGCCCCUGUCACAACCCCUUUUGAAAAUUAUUGUGAGCUACAGUGAGGCUGGAGCAAACCUUCGCCAGCCAGAUUUUCAUUGGCUUGAAAAUGUGGAAAAUCGUGUAGGACCAUCUUCCUGCCGCAGGUUUAUUGCUCACUGGAAGUUGUCGGGCAGUAGACAUUGGCUCACUGGACUGCUUGACGAGGAAGACUUUCUUCUUCUCUACCCGCAUUAUCGAAGCAUUCUCCCGGGUCUUUUGGAGCUUUAUCGAAGACAAAGAACACUUCUUGAGGAUGGUGACGGCCUUAGAGUGGAGCUCCUGCGGCCAUUUAUAGACUCAACCAGCAAAGAGAUAUUCGGAGUGGAGUUGGACGACCUCUGUAUACCCAUGACAGUGGAAUGCAAUUCCCAUAUGAAAACUACUACUGUGAAGCUUAGAGACGUGUAUCCCUGGGAAUCAGGAAAUGCAACGACUACAUGUGGAGACGACGAAGUGGAAUACGUGACCAGCGAUAACUACGGGGUUUAUAUUCGCAGAUUGCUGGAAUUUUGUUUGGAUAAAGGCAUUCGCGCUCAAAUGGAAGCCUUUGUCUGUGGAUUCGAGCGUGUAUUUCCCCUCAAAUGGUUAUCAAUGUUCACCUGCACAGAAGUUCAGAAGUUGGUAAGCGGCCAGCUUGCGGAGAAGCCGUGGUCACUGGACGAGCUUAAAGCAAAUAUUCUCUUCGGUGAUUUCAGCGAAAAUUCCAAGACGAUUGAAUAUUUCUUUAAGGUGCUUAUUGGCUUCAACGUAGAGGAACGUCGGAAAUUCUUGCGUUUUGCUACUGGCUGCUCAACCCUACCCAUGAAUGGGUGGAAAGAUUUGUCGCCAAAAUUCCAAGUUCAUAAGUCUAGUGAAGGAAGCAGAAAGGCAUAUCCGUGUGCGCAGGCGUGUUUCAACACAUUGUACCUACGUGAAUACGCUACUUUGCAGGAGUUGCGAGAUCAUCUGAUUUUCGCCAUCAAUCAGACUUCCUUCCUUAUUGCGUAG